This is a messenger RNA of Prosopis cineraria, 2547 nucleotides long. Its product is annotated as rust resistance kinase Lr10-like. The record is from RefSeq and is a predicted model, not a curated record. Lineage: Eukaryota; Viridiplantae; Streptophyta; Magnoliopsida; Fabales; Fabaceae. The transcript is spliced from 5 exons. Gene Ontology annotation, biological process: protein phosphorylation. Gene Ontology annotation, molecular function: ATP binding; protein kinase activity. The coding region runs from base 1281 to 2399 and encodes 372 amino acids.
UCCCAUUGCCGAACGUUCCGGAACGAAGGGAGAGCAAAAACUAAACCCAUCGUCCUUCUCUCCCCCAAUUUUUUUUCCGAUCUGGUUCAACGGUUUCAGUGUGGGUGGAAAGAGAUUCUUCGUCCUCCUCCGUGUGAACAAUCGUGUAGGUGCGUUGAGAUUUCGAUCGUUCUUCCUCCCCUAUUUCUUCUCUGUUUGUGCGUUGCUGUGAGUGCUGCUGCUGGUUCUCUCCUCCAUCGUAUUUCUUGCUCCAAGUGUGUCGGUCUCUCUUCCCCUUCUUUCUCCGUAUUCAUUGAUCUGCACUUUCGUCUUCCUCUUCCUUUUAGACGUUGCUGAUUGAGGGUGUUGGAAAGAUGUGAAACUUGAUAGGAGUUGAAAGAACACAAUCUUUAGAUUUGGGAAACCGACAAGCAUGGAUCUCUAGGUGGUGAAGCUUCAAACAAACUGAGAGACUCAAGGAGGUUUCAUAAAUUUAUUCAGUACCGACUUUGAGAACCAUCACCUCGGUUUGCAGACUUGCUUCUACCUUUCUGAUACUUCACAAUGAUAUACGCAACCAUAAUCAUCUUCCUUGCCCUUGGUCUAGUUUUCCUAUAUUGUCUUCUUGGAGGACCGUCUUAUUACUUAAGCGAUCUAUAUACUGAUUCAUGUGGACUUGUAUUCAAUGAUUCUACAGAUACAUUCUAUAGCAACAGCCUCUGCAACGAUCCGACUUACGAGCUAGUCUGUGAGAACAACAAAAGUGUGUUGUAUUUAAACUAUGGGAGGCACUUAGUGCAGACCAUUCAUGCCAUUAACUCCACCACCCUCCAAUCCAUCACCGGUGAAGUUGACGACGACAACUGCUAUGCAAUCACUCGUCAUUCUCUCACAUAUGACAAAUCCAGCCACGUUUUCCCAACCAAGAAAAGACAGAUACACCACAAAGGUUACCAUUAUCAUAUGGGAGAAUUAGUGUUUCUCAGCUGCGAAAACCCAGAUCUCUCUCAUCUGUAUACUGAUAUUGUGGCGCCUUGUACAAGUGAAGAGCCAAAAACGCAUUAUUCUUAUGUGCUGUCAGGGUAUGGUCAAAACAGAAUAUCUGAUGUGGAAGAGUCGUGCAAGAUAGAUUUUACGGUGAAGGUGAUGCCUUGGGGACCGAUGACAUGCAAUGAGAAUUGUUCAUAUCCACAAGUUCAGAGCCAAGAGGUUAAAGGGAUUGAGAUCAAAUGGCGACCAAAUCGUUGUGGAGAGUUCGAAGGAAGGAAAUCCAAGUACUGUCGGUUUGACAAAGCAAAAAAAUGGUUCUUUGUCGUUUUUAUGAUUUAGAUCCUCUUCCUCAAGUGCUUGAAAGUAAUCACGAUCACGAUUUGACUAGUGGCGCUGUUUAUACAGUGGUUUUGUGGUCUGUGGCUAAAUUUGUACUGGGUGCCCCCUGUGCUUUUAUAUUCUUGAUUUGUCGAUGGAGAAGAAGGCAUCAAUCUUAUGACGACAAUGUUGAGGACUUCCUCCAAAAUAAUAGUAACCUGAUGCCCAUCAAAUACUCUUACUCAGAGAUCAAGAGAAUGACCAACGGCUUCAAACACAAGUUAGGUGAAGGAGGCUAUGGUUAUGUCUAUAAAGGUAAGCUUCGAAGCAAUCGCGAUGUAGCUGUCAAGUUACUGGGAAAGUCCAAAGCCAGUGAUGCACAAGAUUUCAUCAGCGAAGUUGCCACUAUAGGUAGGAUUCAUCAUGUCAAUGUGGUGCAGCUGAUUGGAUUCUGUGCUGAAAGAAAUAAGCGAGCUCUUGUUUAUGAGUUUAUGUCUAAUGGGUCUCUUGACAAUUACAUAUUCUCGGAGAAACAAGGGAACGUGUCCAUCAUCUUUGAGAAAAUAUUUAAUAUUUCUCUCGGGAUUGCUCGAGGAAUUGACUAUUUACAUCAAGGAUGUGACAUGCAAAUUCUACACUUUGAUAUCAAACCUCACAAUAUCCUUCUUGAUGAGAACUUUAAUCCAAAAGUUUCAGAUUUUGGAUUGGCAAAAUUGUAUCCAUUAGAUAAUAGUAUUAUAUCUCUAACAAAUGCAAGGGGAACAUUGGAUACAUGGCGCCUGAAUUUUUUGUACAAGAACAUUGGAGGAAUAUCACCCAAAGCUGAUGUUUAUAGUUUUGGGAUGUUGCUGAUGGAAAUGGCAGGGAGAAGAAAGAACAUGAAUGUCAUUGAACAUUCUUGGCAAACAUAUUUUGCCAAAUGGGUCUAUGACCAGUUUGAGGAAUCAAUAGAUGAGGGUAAUUCCAGUAAUGAGGAAAGGAAAAUUGCAAAGAAGAUGAUUACUGUAGCUUCACAUUGCAUACAGAUGUACCCUAGUGAUCGACCCUCAAUGAAGAAAGUGAUAGACAUGCUUGUAGGAGAAACUGAACUCCAAGAAGCUCUACCACCCUAAAUUUUUGUAAUUUUUGUAACUUGAUUGGCAAGAAGGGUUAUGAAAGAGGAUACAAUUCUCAUGACAAUUUGAGUUUAGAAAGAGUUAUUAUUUGCAAUAAACAUGUAAAACUGCUAUAAUUGUUUGCAUGUUCAAUGUUUUCUUGGCA